CAGGCAGUGGGACCAGUUUUGAGCCAUCCCUUAGCUCCACUGCAGGCAGCGUGGUGGCAUCUGGGAUGGAUCAACAGCCUGGUGGAGGUUCCUCGUCCGGUCCUGCCUCUCCCAGUGGUGUGGUUGCAGCACCCUCCAUUUCAGAUCCAGCCAGCCCGACUGCCCUUGGAGGAGCAGGUGGUGCUCCUGGAGCUCUGCAGCCUUCCCUGGGUGCUGGGCCUGGCAUCCCUCCUGCUGCAGGAGAAGGGACAGGUGAAGCACCUGGUGGUAGGGGGUCCCCAGAGCAGUCCCAGACCACUGCCAGAGAGGGACCAGUUGGUUCAGGAGCCCGUGAUGGACAAAUGGGAGCUGUUCUGCAGACUACAUCUGCUUCCCCAUCUACGGAGGGGUCUUCAUCACCUGGGACAGCUGGCAAGACUGCUAACAGAGCAAGCCUUCAAGGAGCUGGUGCAGCUGGCAGUAGCUUGAGCACAGGCUUGGAGCCUGCUGGCCCUGAGGAACCCACUGUGUCUGCCCCCAGCAUCCAGAGUGGUGCCAAUCUUGGACUUUCUGAUGCAAAACUGAGCCAAGUCAAUGUGGUGGAGCUGCCUGGAGGAGCCUUGGUGAACAGGGGAGCUUCCCUUGGUGCCAGCCUGGGAGAGGGCACGGGAGCCAUCAUACAGAUCGCGUCGGGAGCGCUGGCCCCGUCUGCCCUCACCUCCCCCCGGGAAAGGCAGCCCCUGGACCCCGUGGCUCCAGACAGCAUUGGCAUCUCUGACAGCAUGGCUGCCUCGCUGGCUGCUUCUCUGCUUCUUCCCGGGCACGGGCUGAGCUCAGGGCUGGCACCCAGCGGGGACCCCCGCCCUGCCCCUGGCAUCCAGAGUGGGAGCAGAGCCCUGGUGCCAGGGGCACAGGGUGGGCUGGCAGGAGAUGCUGGAGGUGCUCAGAUGUGGUCUCUUGAAGAUGAGGUGGCCUCAGGGAUGCCUGGACCUUUGGGAGAAGCAUCCCCCCGUGCCCUUGCAUCCCCCAACACUGCCCUGGCACUGCCUUCUGCUCCACAGAGACAAAACGCUGCAAUGGGGGUGUCUGCCAGCCCUGGGCUUUCCACUCCGCUUUCGGCACUUGCAGCUGUGCCCCUCUACGGGUAUGGAGCGAGGGAAAAUGAUCGGCAGUAUGUGGAAAGGAGGGUGGAUUUUAAUUCUCCGCUUUUCAAGCCUGAGACUGGAUUCCCAUUUGGAAAAACCUUGCGUAACUCUCUCUACUUUACAGACAAUGGACAAAUCAUUUUCCCAGCCUCAGACAACAGCAUCUUCACGUCCCCCAACCCUCCUCCCAGCGGCUUCAAUGGCCACGAGGAGGUUCCCAUGAUCGCCGUGUUUUGGGACAACGCCGACUUCUCCAGAGGUGUUGGCACCACCUUUUACCAGGAGUUCCUCACCCUUAACACGGCCAAGCCUCCAUUCGUGCGUGACGUGGAAGCGAAGGUUCGGCGGUACCUGAGGUCCUCCUACUCCGCAGCCUGGACCCUGAAGAUCACCUGGGAGAAGGCACCUGCCUACGCAGCACGGACUGACACUCGGAGGACGAUCACGUACCAGGCUGUCCUGACCACCGAUGGCUUCAGGUCUUACGUCCUGAUGCUGUACCAGGAGGGAGGCAUGCAGUGGGAUUACACCAGACUCGCUACCACCAACGUGCUCAUCGGCUACACCAGUGGGGAUGGCUUUUAUCGCAAUGAUGACCUGACUCAGAGACCUCCAGCUGCUAAAUAUCGCCCUGAUCAGUUCAGGGGAUACAGCACAGACCUCCGUGGGCUGUGGAUUUACAAGCUGGAGAGCCGCGUGAGAGUCAACUACCGGCUGAAGUGCCUGGCGUGGACGGGGCAGCAGCAGGAGCCACGGGUGUGGAGCCAGGGCUUGCCUGCCUGCCCAUGCUCCCUGCAGCAAGGGCAGCAGGACCCGCGCUUCAAGAGCAGCCGCGGAGGCUGGUGGGCUGCCCGCGUCUCCAUGCUGCACUCCGCAUCCCCCAACCAGCAUGGUGCCGGCGUCCGCUGCCUGUACGACAGUCAGAGCCAGCUCAUCGAGGGGCGGCAGGAGAGGUACUGGAGAUCCUCCAGGCAGGCGUCCCCUUACCGUGACCAGGAGCUGAAGUUGUACGACUGGUGCUGUAACCAGGCGGGCAGUGCCCACCUCUGCGCCCGCUACAGUGAAAAGAGACCGAAGAUUGGCUGUGAUGGAUACCAGCCACCCAGCAUGGCAGGUUCCUCGGAGGAGCAAGAGAGCGACUCAGAGGAGCAGAGAGGACAAGUAACUGGGGGGUUGCACACCUGCAGCAUGGUCUGGGCCACGGCUGAUCCUCCGAGUCCUUUGCUCCUGCUCAUCUCCUGUGUCCGCCUGCUCCCACCAGCACCCAUCACCCCUACCCACCACACAGGGCAGCUCACUCGGCCAGUGCCUGCAGUUGCCUUCACUGGCACAAGUUCAUGUUUCUCAUCCAGACCAGUCCCAAGAGUCAGUUGCUUUAGUUGCUCUUCCCCAGUUGCAGCUGAACAGGUGCCUGUGGGCACCUCCUUGCUGGUGGGGAGGUGGGCAGGUACCCCCCACCGUGUCCACCACCCCCUGUCCUCCCUGCAUCCCCUCUGUGCCUUCCACACUGCAGGGUGAGGUUGGCCCCCCAGCACCAGGGGAAUGGGUUUUUGUACCUUGUGUGGGUUGACUGCAGGUGAGCCUCUGAGUGCCGUGGUGCACCAGGCUCACCCUGUGAGCCAGUCCGGUCUUGUCCCCCACUUCUGUCCCCCAGCCAUCCCUCCCUGGGUGGUCGCCAGGCCCCGUGCCCAGGAGAAGGGGUGAUUCUCUGGAUCAAGCCAGAGUCUGCUUGAUGCCUCUGUUGGGUAUGUGAGGGCAAAAUUCAACCCCAUGAUCAGAAACAUUGGGAGAAUAAUAAUUUUUUUGUGCACAAGAGAGCAUCUGCCUUUCUUUAAAAAAAAAAAAAAAAAUUCCUUUUCACAUCUUAUUUGUUCCAUAAAGCCUCUGAGGGGUCUGAGCAU
Molecule: messenger RNA, 3025 nt
Organism: Harpia harpyja (harpy eagle)
Lineage: Eukaryota; Metazoa; Chordata; Aves; Accipitriformes; Accipitridae
Product: mucin-4-like
Exons: 11
Coding region: 66-2642 (858 amino acids)
Biological process (GO): cell-matrix adhesion
Source: RefSeq, a predicted model, not a curated record